CUUUUAGGGGCUUCUCUGCUCCCUCGCGCCGCACCCAUACAUGCUGCUUGUUCCUGAGUAUCCUAUCUGGAAAAGGGCAUCAUAAACCUGAAUACUGAAUAAUUUGAAAACUAUCCACAUACUGAUGUCUUCAGAGUUAUUUGCAGGUUGAGAUACUGUUCAUGUUACCAUUCAGCAAGGAAGAAGCAAGUUGGAUUGAAAAUGGAUGUGAAGGCUCUAAAUCAUUUGCUUCAGAAUUGCGAAGCUUUGGAAAGAGAUAUCAAGACUUCUUAUAUAAUGGAUCAUAUGAUUGGGGAUGAAGCAUUAACAUUACAGGAAGAGGAGAAAGUGAAAGCCCAGACUACACAAAGAGAGAGGGCAGCUAUGCUAGUAAAAAUAAUUCUUGCCAAAGAUAAUCAUGCAUACAUAUCCUUUUACAAUGCAUUGCUUCAUGAGGGCUACAAAGAUCUUGCUGCUCUUCUUCAGGAUGGUAUCCCCAUUAUUUCUCCUUACAAUGGGAAAAAAACUAUGGAUGGAGUAACCUCAUAUGUUAAGACUGUCCUCUGUGAAGGUGGAGUUCCACAGCGACCAGUAGUGUUUGUCACUCGUCAAGAACUAACAGAAAAAAUACAACAGAAACUAUAUAAGUUAAAAAGUGAUCCAGGAUGGGUUGUUGUUUAUGGGAUGGCAGGCUGUGGAAAGUCUGUUUUGGCAGCAGAAGCCCUACGUGAUAACAGUCUUUUGAAAGCUUGUUUCCCAGGAGGAGUGCAUUGGGUUUCUGUUGGCAAACAAGACAAGGCAGGACUGUUAAUGAAACUCCAAAAUCUUUGUCUGAGAUUAGACCAGGACUUCACUUAUUCACAGAGGCCACCACUUAAUAUUGAGGAAGCUAAAGAUCGCCUUCGUUUGUUGCUUUUGCGCAAAUACCCAAGGUCUCUCUUGGUGCUCGAUGACAUUUGGGAUUCCUGGCUAUUAAAAGCCUUUGAUAGUAAUUUCCAGGUUCUUAUCACCAGUAGGGACAGGAGUGUAACAGACUCUGUAACUGGCAGUAAAUAUGAAGUUCCUGUGGAAAGUGGUCUAACGCAUGAAAAAGCACUUGAAAUAUUAUCCCUAUUUGUUAAUAUGGAAAUAACAAAGCUGCCAGAAAAAGCUGACAGUAUUGUGAGAGAAUGCAAAGGUUCUCCUCUUGUGGUGUCUUUGAUAGGAGCAUUAUUACGAGACUUUCCCAAUCGCUGGGAAUACUACCUUAAACAACUUCAAAAUAAACAGUUUAAAAGAAUAAGGAAAUCGUCUUCUUAUGAUUACGAUGCACUUGAUGAAGCAAUGUCCAUAAGUGUCGAAAUGUUGUCAGAAGAUUUUAAAGAUUAUUACAGAGAUCUUUCUGUCCUUCAAAAGGAUGUUAAAGUGCCUUCAAAGGUAUUCUGUAUUCUUUGGGAUAUGGAGACUGAAGAAGUUGAAGACAUACUGCAAGAAUUUGUUAACAAAUCUCUUCUGUUUUGUGAUCGGAAUGGGAAAUCAUUCCAUUAUUAUUUGCAUGAUCUUCAGCUUGAUUUUCUUACUGAGAAGAAUCGAUGUCAGCUUCAAGUGCUACAUAAAAACGUAGUUCAUCAGUACAAGAAAUAUUACAAACAGUAUAUACCGUCUCCGUCAGAAGAGGACUGCAUGUACUGGUAUAACUUUCUGGCUUACCAUAUGGCUAGUGCCAAUAUGCAAAGUGAACUCUGUGCUCUUAUGUUUUCACUAGACUGGAUUAAAAGCAAAACAGAAUUGGUAGGGCCUGCUCAUUUGAUUCAUGAAUAUGUUGAAUAUAGAGAAAUAUUGGAUCAAAAGGAUUCCAUCGCAUGUGAAAACUUCCAGGAAUUUCUAUCUUUAAAUGGACACCUCCUUGGACGACAGCCGUUUGUAGACAUUGUACAGCUGGGACUCUGUCAACCAGAAAGCUCUGAAGUAUAUCGACAAGCCAAACUACAAGCUCAGCGAGAACUUGAUAAAGGAUCCUUUUAUGUGGAAUGGAUGAAUAAAAAAUCCAUGAAGAACAUGUACCGUUUGGUUGUGAGUCCACAUACAGAUGCCGUUUACCAUGCUUGUUUUUCCCGGGAUAGGCAAAGAAUAGCUUCAUGUGGAGCUGAUAAAACAUUGCAGGUAUUUAAAGCUGAAAGUGGAGAAAAGCUUCUGGAAGUAAAAGCUCAUGAUGAUGAAGUACUCUGUUGUGCUUUUUCAGCAGAUGACAAAUUUGUUGCCACUUGUUCUGUGGAUAAAAAAGUAAAAGUCUGGAAUUCAAGAACAGGUCAGCUUGUGUAUUUAUUUGAAGAACAUGCAGAACAGGUCAACUGCUGCCAGUUUAACAACACAGAUCAUCAACCAUUUCUACUAGCUACAUGUUCAAAUGACACUUUUAUUAAACUCUGGGAUUUGAACAAAAAUUACUGUCGCAAUACGUUCUUUGGCCACGAAAGUUCUGUUACCCACUGCAGAUUUUCACCAGAUGACAAGUAUAUGGCUAGUUGCUCAGCAGAUGGAACAGUAAAGCUCUGGUAUGUGCAUUCAGCAAACGAAUUGAAAACUAUUGACAUAGGAGACUUCUUCAGAAAUGUGGAUGAAUACCAGGAUGAUGUGGAAGUGUUAGUGAAGUGUUGUUCCUGGUCAUCUAAUGGCAGUACAGUAAUGGCGGCAGCCAAAAAUAAGCUUUUUCUUUUUGAUGUGAAGUCCAGUGAUUUGUUGGCAGAGGUCCUUAUAAGCCACCACAGUACUAUUCAGUACUGUGACUUUUGUCCCAACAGUAAGAUGGUAGCAGUUGCGCUAUCACAUUAUUCUGUUGAGAUAUGGGAUAUUGAAUCACUUUCCAAAAUUGCUGACUGCCGAGGACAUAUGAGCUGGGUACAUUCUGUGACAUUUUCACCUGAUGGAGCUUUAUUUCUCACUUCUUCUGAUGACCAGACAAUAAGGAUUUGGGAGACAAGUAAGGUGUGCCAAUCCUCUGCUGUUGUAUUGAAACGAGAAAUAGAUGUUUUGUUUCCAGGCAAUGAAGUGAUCAUUUUAGCCAUUGACAAUCUGAAGCAUCUGCAGCUAAUUAAAGGAUACACAGGCUAUAUUGAUUAUCGGACUGAAGAACAGGAGCAUUUCAUUAGCUGCUGUUGCCUAAAUGAAGACCUUCAGGUUGCUGCCUUUGGAGAAGAGAACGGAACAGUAAAGAUAUUAAAUCUCUCAAGUGGGAAAGUUUUAAAAUCCAGAAGUGGACACAGGAAAGCUGUACAGCAUUGCCAGUUUGAUUCUGCUGGAAAAACACUAAUCUCAAGCUCUGAUGACUCAACUAUACAGGUAUGGAAUUGGCAAUCAGAGGAAUGUAUUGUUCUGAAAGGUCACAAGGAACCCGUCAAGAAUUUUUACCUUCUAAAACACUCAAGCCUUCUUUCAUGGUCAUUUGAUGGAACAGUUAAGCUCUGGAACACAGUUACUGGAGAAAUGGAAAGAGAUCUUAUUUGCCAUGAAGAUGCUAUACUUUCUUGUGCUGUUUCACCUGAUGCCACCAUGUUUGCCACUACCUCUGCUGACAAGACUGCCAAGAUAUGGAGAUUUGAACAUUCAUCUGUUCUUCAUAAGCUGAAUGGUCAUGAAGGCUGUGUGAGAUGCUGUGCUUUCUCCCUUAAUAAUGAAUUGUUGACCACAGGAGAUGACAAUGGAGACAUACGGGUUUGGGAUAUCGCAAGAGGUGAGCUGCUUCACCUCUAUUCCCGUGCUUCAAUAGGUGAAGGUGAAUCUGCGCAUGGAGGUUGGGUAACAGACCUUUGCUUUUCCUCUGACAGUAAAAUACUUGUUUCUUCUGGUGGAUACAUUAAGUGGUGGAAUGUGGAUACUGGUCAGCCUCUACAAACAUUCUACACAAAUGGAACAAAUCUUAAAUCAUUGCACGUGUCCCCAGAUUUUAAAGUAUGUGUGACUGUUGAUAACCUUGGCAUUCUUUAUGUGCUACGGAUUAUGGAAUGAAUCUGGUUAAACCUGAUUGUGACACCUUUUGUAACAGUAGCGUUUUGAGCCAGAAGCAGAUUCUCCCAAAUCCUGUUUAACGUUCAUGAAACUGUGAAGCGUUUUAUAUUCUGGCAUGCAUUACAUAUAGGGUACGUUUUUUAAAAAAUCUGAAUCUGCACACUUUUUUUCAUUUUUGUUUGAUUGGCAGUAUUGAGUUUGAUUUGCAUUUUGUAAGUAGUUUUUCUCAUGGUUAGUUAUACUGAGAACAUUUAUAUGAAGUAGUAUGCUAAUAAUCACCGAAAGGAGUAUGAAUGAUCUUUGAAAGGAGUACGAUAUGCUGAAAUGCUGGCGUUGAACUAAUAACAAAUGUUUCUGAGCCAUAGAGGUACAGCUCUAUAAAAUACCAUGAACCGCUAUUGUACUUAUGCGCAAGUUUUCUCCUGAGGCAUAGGGUAUCUUAAAAAAAACCCCACUAGUUUGCUGUUUUAUAUGAAUGGUAUACAAUGUGAAUAAUUAAAACAUUAAAUGAAUGUAGCAUUAAAUGGAAUACUAUUGUAUUUACUAGAAGAAGAGAUUUGUGCUUCUCUGACACAAGGACAGGAUUCACAUGAUUGUGGGAGUAAAAGAAGCCAUUGUGGAUUCUCCCCCGCACAUGCAACACGUACACCCAUUGUUACAUAAUUACCCAUGCUGCUGCAUGUUGGCCAAAUCCAUUUGCAUAUCGUGGAUUGUAGGGUGGCUAUGAAGCCACCCCUGUCAGGCAGGGUCUGGACAACACGGCAACCCACUCUGCAGCAUGGGUAAUUAUGUGAACAAUGGACAAGGUGGAGAGGGAUAAGCCAUGAUGGCUUCUUUUACCUCCAUGAUCAUGCGAAACUGGCCAUAUGAACUUAGCACUGUUUUUCUGUAUUGCCCUUCUCAUAAAGCAGGCUGCAAAUCUCUGAAAUCAAAUUUUCCAUAAAUUCAUUGGAGACUGACUUAUGUACUCCUUUUUGGAUCAAACUAAAUGUCAGUGAUUGCCAGCUCUGCGGAAAAUCUGAACGAAGUAAAUUACACCUUCCUAAAAACAUAAGUUUUCAUUUUUAAUGGUAAAUUUUUGAGUAUAUAUGAUUUUUGCAAAUAAAAAACUUCUGAUAGUGUAAUCUUUUUUUUAAAUGCACCUUUAUCAGAGAUUUUUCUAGACUGUAUUUUGUCAACCUUGAGACUUCAAAUAUUUAAUAGAAAAUCAUAAAAUAAAGUUAUUCUUGUUGAGUUGUAAUUUCUAGGCAAUGUGUGUGGCACCCUAUUGGGCUGAAUUCUAGUCAGAUUCUGCCAUCAUCGUAACGUCAUUGGAGCCAGUCUGGUGAAGUCAGAAGGGCCAAGUUACAAGAGUCCCAUACUAGUGCUUUUGGAGUUUGUGAGUACACACACUACAUCUGGGAUUUUGACAAUUAAUGUCAAUGGAAUUUCUGAGCAAGUUGAAGAUUUGUAAACUUUGUGCUUGUAAAGUAGUAAUUGUAAUUCAGAAAUACAAAAGUAAUUUCUAGUAAUAAUUCUACCAACAGAUUUGAGUAACACUUGUUUCAAAGUAGUGCAGAGUAACCCCUUUGGAUGGCCAUCCAGGAGGGGUUAGGCAGUGGAGAGGGUUCCCCUCCAUCUUCCACCAGCAGGGGACGUCUGCACUGGAGGUCCCAUUUAUUCUAGUGGAAAGUUCCAUGGGCAUAAAUAUAUCAUCAGUAGUAGUGCCCAAAAUGGAGUGAAUCUGGCGUUCCAUACACUGGAUCCAAAGCCCAUCCAUUUUUCCAAUAGGAGCCUGGUGUAGUCUUGGGCUGGCAAAACUGGUGUGGUCAUGGGCUGGCAAAUUAAAAAACUAACUAACUAAAAAGCCACCCAUUCCACUUGACACAAGCCAACAGGGCUUUGGAAGUAGAGAUUGAUCUGCCACUUCCAUCCCAGGCCACUUAAGAUUGGUCUGUUAGCUUUCUGAAGAGCCAUUUCAGUACUUUAUAUGUUAUGUAUUUCAGAUUAAAUUUAACCAUUUCCUUUCUGUAUUUGCCAAAGUUCAUCUCAGCAGUUAAAAAUACAAUAUUCUAGAUGUCUAGGACAGCUUUCACCAAUCUGCUACCCUCCAGAUGUUUUGGAGUACAACUCCCAGCAUUCCUAACCACAGGCCAUGGCAGUUGGGGCUGAUGGGAAUUCAAGUCCAAAACAUCUGGACAGCAUUAAGUUGAAGACUGAUGUAGGAUAAUCUUAAAUUGUAUUAAUUAUAAAAUAUGCCAUAACACACAUGUUAAACUUUGCCUUUGGGUCCAUUUGUUUUUUCUAGAAUAGAUACACUAGAACAACACGUUUUAACUAACAAUAUCCUUUGGAUUUUUUAAAAAAGAAUUAAUUGAGGUUUCAGUAGCUACAGAAACUGUUUUCAGGGGAUGUUCUUCAAAUUAGAUUAUCUAAAAAAAAUUCUGCUGGUGCUAUCUAUUGCAACUGAAGAUAAAGAAAGCUAGAUAAUUAAACUGGGGAUCGUUGGUCUAUUACAUUUGGAGGGAGAAAUUGUUUCCAGUUUAUCUGGCAUUACAAAAGAUAGGAGUACUAAUAGCAUCUCAAAAGUUUUGCUUUUGGCUACACUGUGCUGCUUUUGUGUUAAUUGGAAUAUAUCUGUGCAUCAAGGGAAAUUGCUGAAUUUGCUGAGCAUGCUGAAUUUUUUAAACGUUACUAAAACUUUGCCUUAGCAAAGUUGCUGGGUUUAAUUAAACAAGUUGGUGCAUCUUUAAAUAAAUUAUUUUUAUACAA
Molecule: messenger RNA, 6714 nt
Organism: Elgaria multicarinata webbii
Lineage: Eukaryota; Metazoa; Chordata; Lepidosauria; Squamata; Anguidae
Gene: APAF1
Product: apoptotic peptidase activating factor 1
Exons: 28
Coding region: 202-3963 (1253 amino acids)
Biological process (GO): regulation of apoptotic process; apoptotic signaling pathway; intein-mediated protein splicing
Cellular component (GO): apoptosome
Molecular function (GO): ADP binding; protein binding
Source: RefSeq, a predicted model, not a curated record